Molecule: messenger RNA, 1826 nt
Organism: Microbotryum saponariae
Lineage: Eukaryota; Fungi; Basidiomycota; Microbotryomycetes; Microbotryales; Microbotryaceae
Source: the annotation of a GenBank genome assembly
AUGACACGCAUCCUCCCACGACGACUAGCUCGUCCCCCGACCCUCCCCACCUCCCUCCGUUCCCACCUCCCUCCCAGCUCCCGACCGUACUCCUCCACGCCUUCCUCGAGCCCUUCUCUGUCCCUGCAAUCCCUCCCCUACCGCAUCGCCAUCGUCGGUGCAGGCCCAGCAGGUUUCUACACCGCUUCCCGACUACUCUCCCUCCCCGGAUCGGAGAACAUCAACGUCGAUCUGUUUGAACUGGUGCCCGUCCCUUUUGGUUUGGCCAGAUUCGGCGUCGCGCCCGACCAUCCUUCAGUCAAGGUCAGUCCGGCGAUGCUACUUCGGGAAAGGCACGAUUCUCAAGAGGAGAUAACCGAUCUCGUCUUUCUCUUCUCCCACAGAAUUGCGUGCACAAAUUCACCGAGACGGCACAGGACCCUCGUCUGACCUAUUACGGCAACGUACAAAUCUCCGGUUCCACAUUGACCGAGUCAGAAUCUUCCGCCUCCACCUCCUCACGAACGUCCUCCAUCGCGCCGAACCUUUUCCUCUCCCCUCACGCCUACCAACUCCCCAUCUCGACCCUUCUCCCUCAAUACGACACGCUCGUCCUGACCUAUGGCGCCUCGCUUGAUCGAUCGCUCGGCAAUAUCCCGGGUGAGACCACUCUCCUCGGUAUCGACUCGGCCCGUAAUUUCGUGAAUUGGUACAACGGUCACCCACUUUCGACCUUCAACAGUACCCCUUCGACCUCGCUCGACUUAUCCACCACCGAACACGUCACCAUCAUCGGUCAAGGGAACGUCGCUCUCGACCUAACUCGUAUCCUGCUCAAACCCAUCGAUGAUCUCAAACCUUUCGACCUCCCCGAACCCGUCUUGGCUGAACUCGCACGUUCCAAAGUCCGUAAGGUCGAGGUCGUAGGUCGACGAGGCGUACUUCAAUUCGCUGGAACGACGAAGGAAGUCAGGGAGUUGAUAGGGUUGAAUCAACAAGGUGUUGGGUUCCGGAUCGAUGUAGAUUUGGUCAACGAGGGGUUGGAACUUUUGGCGAAGGAGAAGGGGAUAGUGGAUGCGAGGAUCCGUCAGAGGGCUUUGAGUUUAUUGAAGAAGGGGUACGAGCAAAACCUUCAAAACGGGGAGACCCCUAAAGAAUGGCAAGUCAAAUUCCUUCGUAGUCCAAUCGAAUUCCUCGCUUCGACCACCCCCACCGCCGACGCGAUUUCGGAAUCUUCUACACCAACUCUAUCGACGAUCCUCGAUCCACAACGCGUACGAGCCGUCAAAUACGCCCAUAACCGACUCUCUUCCAACUCUUCUACGACCGCUCUAGACCCUUCCACAUGGGCCGUCGAAACCACGUCUGAAUCAUCCGUCGUCGCCACGGACGCCGUUUUCAAAUCCAUCGGAUACCGUUCCAUCCCCAUCCCCGGUAUCCCUUUCGAUCCUCACCAAGGCAUCAUCCCCAAUUCCCAAGGUCGCGUAACUCUACCUUCUUCAUCAAAGGGGGGAGAAGAAGAAGAAUCGCGAGCGAACGUUUACGUAGGUGGAUGGUUGGCUAGAGGUCCGACGGGAGUGAUCGCUACGACCAUGUUCGAUUCGUUUCGAUUGGCCGAUCAAAUCGUUCACGACUUGAUGCAGAAACGACCCAACUUUUCAGCAUCGAGUUCGUCGGCUGUACCGAAAGAAGGUGUGAGACUUUCUUCCGUCGAGGAUGGGAAACGUAUUGUGAGUUGGAAGGAUUGGGAACGGAUCGAUGAGGUUGAACGCGAGAGGGGGGCAAAAUUGGGCAAGAGUAGGGAGAAGCUGUGUACGGUGCAGGCGAUGUUGGACGUGUUGGAUUGA